CGCGCAUACACACUGAUACACACACACAAAGACGAAAUCGUUGUCACGACGGUGACGACGGUGUAGUUCCCAGUGCAGUAGCCGUAAUCGCGGAGAAGAUAUGGAAAGAUGUAUUUGAAGCGUACGUCCAAGUUGUUGGAUCUGUCGUCGCGGUCCACCGCGGAUGUGCAUCUACGCGAUCUUAUGUGCCCGGUGUGCCGUGGGAUAUUAAUCGAACCAGUGACGCUGCCGUGCACACAUAACCUCUGUCUACGCUGUCUGAAGGGUACAUUCGAGCACAACAGUCUGAGCUGUCCCCUGUGUCGGGUCCGGGUGGGUUCGUGGCUGCGUAACGCGACCAAGUCGGAGACCUUGGUGAACCAUGGUCUCUGGGAGCUCAUUAGAGCCAAGUUCCCGAAGGAGAUCGAGAACAAGCAUAAUGGUGAGGAGGGGGAUCUCAGCUUGGACGCUGAUUAUACAACAAAAAGAAUACUCAGCGCAGCUGGAGAGAUACAUAGGGAAUAUGAGGCGCAACUUCAAAUGGCCGAGGAAGAAAUGCGUCGUCAGAGACAAGCUGAACAGAUAGCUAGUGAAGCAUUGAUACAGAAAAUUCGGGUAGAGGAGCAACAGCUAUUGUUGGCUCAAUUGGCACAGGAUCAAUUGCUAGCUAAGACCUUGGCAAAACAGCAGGUUGUGAAGAAGCACAAGGAAGCUACAAAGUGUUAUAAUCAGUGUUUAAACGCAUCGGUAUCAAAUUAUGUUCUUGAUGCAUCUAGGUUUAACACUAAGACUAUGCUUGUAAAUAAUGUCGAAAUGCCACAAACUGAAGCUGCACACUUAGAAGGCAGGCAGAUGAGUCUUGCCGAAUCUGUCAGCGACAGCACAAAGCCGAGACAAACGAAUACGACACUGCUAUCUAAAAUUGAGACAAUAUGUUCCAAUAUAUAUGGCUCUAAUGAGACAGAUGCAUCCAGUAUGCAUAAAGUUUCACUUAAAUAUUGUUGUCAGAAACAAAUACCUGUGUACAAUGCUGUUACAAAGACGUUAAAACAUAAAACAGUAUCCAAAUUCACACAACCUUGUACUUCGAAUUAUUCCAUGGAUCCCGGCUGUUCCACAUCCAAAGCUUAUAUGACGGAGACUAAAGAAGAGUUGCGCAUACCAAGCGAUGUGGUGAACAGCAAAAAGAAGAGUUUAGGGAUAGAAGUGUGUAUGACAUUGGCUGAUGAUGAUGAAAGAAUAGGGAGUGCCGAGAGUUCGGGCAGUCAUGAUAGUAUAAAUCAGGAGAUUCAUCAUUUCAAACCGAUCAAGACGGUUCCGAGAACGAAAUUAAAAGUUUCUUCAGAUGGAAAACAGAUAGAUCCAAAAUUGAUUAGAGUGAUCCCCGUUUUAAAGAAAGCGUCUAAUGCAGUGCCAAAACCUCCAUCACCGACGCACAUGAAACGUAUAAUUGGAUGCUCUUGGAGCGCUUUUAGAGGUAGAAUAAAACAGGACGCAAAAGAAAAGCAAGCGCCGCACAAUCUAGAGGAUACGAAGACGCUGAUCGAUCAGCAACCAUCGACAUCCCUCGACCAUUCUCAAAUGAUUUCAAAUAAGUCGAUGACAAAACCUCAAACAAACGAUGUCAUCCGUCGACUUGAUUUUGUGCCCGAAUCGUCAUUCGACAGCAACAAAAAUUAUACGAAAAAUGCAAACAAAAUAAUUAAUGGCCUUAAAACGAGCAAAAACUUGGACGAAUCAGACGCGAAAAAAACUCGUAAAUCUUGGAGAACGCGCGUGAGAAAUGGUAUGAUAGUGAAAUCUAAGGGGUAUAGAAAUCUGCGGAGUAAUAAGAGAGCAGCUGAACUCAGUUUGAAUGUGAUAGACGAGGAAGAGGACGAUCCGAUGGAUUCAUUCGGCAAAGUAAGUCCGCAAAACGACGAGCAAGACAGCGAUCGCGAUGAUGUAGCGGUCGAAAAUAUAGCGGAGCGGAUUAAAAGAAGGAAAGAAAACAUAGAAAAAGAAACAAGACGAGAAAUUGAAUCCAAUACAUCUAAAAAAAGCAAAGCAACAAUGAAGAAGAAAACAUUAUCUGAGAGGAGAGAUGAGAGUCCCGCGACGAAUCACGUUUUGUUCUCGACGAUCGAAGAAAGCGCGGAAGUCGAACAUACUGGGUCAAGGAGAACGAAGCGAAGGAAAAUCAGCAGGAUUUCUCAGAGUAAUACGGAGGAUCUAGAGAGGAUCGAGUUUUCUUCAGACGCGAGUAAAGUGAAUUUGAGGAAGUCUACGCGAAACUUGACGAAGGUCUCCAAGUCGAGCGAUCACUUAUCGAACGUAGUGCGCAACAAGAAUAACAGUAGGUUUAACUACGACUCGCCACCAGAGUCUUCCGACGAGACGGAGGAGUGCGUUCCGGAGAGCAACCACGUUGUCGGAACUUGCGUCAAGGAGCUGCCCUCAGACAAAGAAGCAAUUGAGGAACAGCAACGGAUCGAGCGAUUGCUGCUGCAAGAGAAAGAGGAUUUUGAAUUGGCGCGUCGCUUGCAGGCGCAGUUCGACGAGAUGGAGCGAAUAGCGGGGCGUCCUAGACGUACGAGGAAGACUACCGAGAACGAGAGAAGCAUCGAGACUGACGCGACUGGGACUGUCUUCAAAAGGAACGUCAAACGAAAAUCAGCUGUCGAUUGUGCCGUGAGUACCGUAGUUAAGAGGAAACGCGGCAGGCCAUCGAAACGCGUGAAAAUCGCGACCGACACGCAAGAAGAUGAGACGAGUGCGCGAUAAUCGAACUUGAUACGCGCACAAAAAUCCUUCGCACAUGCUGGAUGUUCCUAUAAGCCAUAUAUAAAGGAAAAUGGAGUUCGAUUAAAACUUUUUGCGACUUUGUAUAGUGUCUUACGUAUUUUUAAUGAGAGAUCGUUUGCGUCAUGUCGAAUGCGUACCUGGAUAACAAUGCGAGAGUAUAAAUGCGCAGCGUAUAAAUAUAAAUCUUUAAAUUGUUACAUUGUCGUUUUUUGGUGUCCACUCUAUGGAACGUUAAUACGCGUCUACGUGCCGUUUUCGUUCCUAAUGUAUCAAUCGUGCACGUUUUUAAAAUAACAAUAGAAAAAAUGCGACUUAUACAAUACUUACAUACAAUACGUUCCUGGAAUAAUUAAUCAAAAUUUUAACAAGUUUUGUUCGAUAGGAUACUUCUGUGAAAAAGAAUUCUUUUAAGAUUAAAUUCACAGAAACUUCUGGGACGCGCCUCGUACAUAUUUUUAUUAGUUCUCUUGACGAAAUGAAAUACCACACAUUACAAUCAAAACGAAGAAUGACAAUAUGUGAACGAGACAUUGUUAAAUUUGGUGACGAGAGCGAGAAGAAUGAGGAAUGCACGUCCGUAAUUUCGACGAUGAUGAGAUAUGUGCAUGAGAUUGAGAAAGUAUAAUUUUAUACAGUGAUUAUAAUUAUUUUUUAAGAGAGCUUGUCCAUUUAGGCUUAAGUCGCUAUUCAUUACAACAGUCCAUAAUAAUUAUUAUAGAUAUAUAGCAAGUUAAUUAACUUGUUUUCUUGAAAGUUCGAUUAUAUGAUGAUAUCUGGCUCCUUGGUAAUUUUCUUCGUUUUUAGCAGAAAAUAACCGGCAAAAUCAUGGAAUGACAAUCGUCGCGAAGUAUACCGCUCGAUUGAAGGCAAAUAGAGCGCUAGCUUUUAUCAUUACGCGGUUUAUAAUGAAAACUUUCUAUUGAAAUUGCUUUAUCACGAGAUAAUACAUAUUUAUAUAUUCCUAUAUUUAUCGUUCCUGUGGAUACAUAAAUUAAAGUCCAACUGAAUCAACAUUUCUUUCUUUAUAGAACGAAGGGGACGAGAGAAAUUAAAUCAAUUUCAAUUAUUUUUACCCAACGUUCACGCAAACUAUUCUUAUUAAUGUAUAACAUUAGUUACAUGACAUUUGUAUAUCGAUAUCAUCAUCGAGAAAGGCAGAUUCUAGCGGAAUAUAAUUGUGUAUAACGUUAAAAGAGGAAUUAUAUAUGUUUGAUAAGAUGCGCUUGAUAUCGCAAUUGUCUACUGUUAGUUUCGACGGCCUUGAUUAUCACCGCAAUUAUCGAAUAAAUUGUUAUAUAUUAAGUGUUAUAUUAAGAGAUUUAUGCAAAUCUCGCUCGCGGACGGAUUUUGCGUCAGGAGUCGACAGAUGCAGAAUUAUCGAGAAAUAUAGUUCCUUCAACGGAGUUCCGUUUUCAAUAGGCUAAAAUUCUCUCUUGCCCAUACGUAUUAUCGCCCUGAUGACUAUAUAUAUUUAUACUGUAUGUGUGUAUAUUAAGUAUAUAUACAUAUGUACUUUUUUUUAAUCAUUGGCUGAUAUAUCGAAUAAUAAAUUCGCGGAUCCUCGUUUUUUCGCCCUCCUACUAUUUGUGAUAAGCAGCAUUCAACAUCCGAAAAUCAUUCUUAAUUUUAAUGAUAAUUUUAACGGCAAAGCCUGCACUCGUAAGAGUGACUACUUCCGACAACCGUGAUUUAAUGCAUAUAUUCGAGGGCGCGUCUCGUUUUUCUCCAUCGACGAACAUGUUUAUUUGCAAAAUUAUUUCUAUAAAAUUCUCCUAACGAAAUUAAUCGAAAAUAUUUGUUAUACACAUUAUGAUUCGAUUUAGACAAAAUCUUUUACAAUUUUAUUUAAUUAUCGCGAUGAAAGAGAGAUUUUUUGCUAAACGUGAUUUUUAAAUCAUAAUAAGUAUUUUUAUGUAAAGAUGACAACACAACAAGCGCAGAUGAUAGGAGGAAGCUAUUCGAUAUCUCUUUAAUUAUCUUAGACCUCGAAAGCAAAAUGGUUUUAAUUAGCGGAUAUUUUUUUUUCUAGAGCAGUUAAAAAAAAAAUAAAAGAGAUAAUGGUCUUUUAUUUCGUGCUGCUCUAUGACAAAUCCGCGCGGAGCUUGCGAAACUCGAAGAGGCUUCCGAAAGUUUCCUCGUUAGCGCGGAAUAAACCGGGAGCAACAAAGGGAACGCAUAAAACGAUUGCGGUGAGAGGAUGCAUUUUUAUCGCUCUCAUCAUCCUUCCAUAUAUUCUUUUCUAUUCGUGAGUUUAUUUAAUUGGAAUAUGUGUAUUCGUUGUUAAAAAGAAAAUGUACACGAAACGUUCGUUAUUCUCUGCUUGUCCAGAAACAGUCUCUCAAUUAUUUCUUUCUUCUCUAUGUAAAUUUUAAUUAUAAAUAUGCACAGCGUAUUUUGCAUGAAUAUGUUUAAUAAUUAACGUGUAUAAUACAUAUAUGAAUGAUUGCGAGAAGGAGGUGUAGUAACGCCGGUGGAUAUCGUUACAGAAUCGCAGGACUAUAUUAUAAACUAAUCUAACGAGAAUAUAUAAUGUAAAAAAGAGGCGCAUGGAAUUUAUAUAUGGAAUUAAAGCAUAGAGAAUGUAUAGAAAAGAUAUUUAGUUAUAGAGAGCGACUUCUACAGGAUAGUGUCGAAUAUUAUUAUGUAUUGAUAACAAAUAAGUAGAGAGCAUCGAGAGAUUAAAGCAAGCGUAUUCUAUAACUCCGAACGAAACGGAGAUACUCAUUAUGGAUUUUUAGGAAGAGUCAUUUUUAUAUUAUGCCACACAUAUAUUGUUUCGCGAUAAAAGAUGUAACAAGAGAAACGGGCAGCUUUCGCGAAAUCGCGAUCGCACCAUCCGUUCUUCUUGAUACGUUUUAUAUGUGAAAACAAAUAAAUAGAGGACUGUAAUUACUCUAAGAGUUAUCUCUCUUCCUCUCUCUUGUAUCUACUUAAGAUAUGCCGAAAGAUCUUCCGCUUCUGUAAAAAAAGUGAAAAGUAUUACCGAUUACGACUUAUCAUAUCUUCUAAAGUAAUCGUUAAAUAAUUAAAAAAACUUUACAUAAGUGCAAUAAAAGUUUAUAAAUAGGAUAUAUUUAUUAAUAGUGUUUCUUUUUUUAAAUUAAAAUUUCUUAUAAGAUAGCAAGAGAUUUAAUAAUCUUUCAUUACAGUGUGAAAAAACGGAAAAGGGUUUUUUACAUUAAUAUUAUCUUUGAAAAAAAUUAAAAGCAUAUUUGACUCGAGUUUCUGCGAAAAUUAUGAUUAUAUAUAUGUAUAUAAUUUUCGCUUGUCUUGUAUACGAUAAAAAAUUGUUAUGCAUGAUAAUUCGGUCAAGGAUAUCAUUGAGGUAAAUCCUUUCUUAUGCAAUGAGUCGUAGCGAGUUAUAACAAUAGCGUUGCAACAAUGAAGAGAAUCUUUGUCUAUCCAUAAUACUGAAAUUAAGCAUACGGACAUUCUGCAAGUUACGCAAUAUUCGAGGCAACUAUGCGG
Cataglyphis hispanica is the source of this 6231-nucleotide messenger RNA. RefSeq lists its product as uncharacterized. The record is from RefSeq and is a predicted model, not a curated record. The coding region runs from base 109 to 2742 and encodes 877 amino acids. The transcript is spliced from 4 exons. Gene Ontology annotation, cellular component: nucleus; site of double-strand break. NCBI's taxonomy places the organism in Eukaryota, Metazoa, Arthropoda, Insecta, Hymenoptera, Formicidae. Gene Ontology annotation, molecular function: metal ion binding; nucleosome binding; ubiquitin-protein transferase activity. Gene Ontology annotation, biological process: double-strand break repair.